Molecule: messenger RNA, 2117 nt
Organism: Cyanistes caeruleus (blue tit)
Lineage: Eukaryota; Metazoa; Chordata; Aves; Passeriformes; Paridae
Gene: SERGEF
Product: secretion regulating guanine nucleotide exchange factor
Source: RefSeq, a predicted model, not a curated record
CCCAGCUGUUCGCCUGGGGUGCAAACAGCUAUGGACAACUUGGUCUUGGUCAUAAAGAGGAUGUGCUGGUUCCUCAGGCCUUGAAAGGUGUUUCCUGCAAAUGUCAAGACGUUGUAAGCAUUGCUGGAGGAGGGGGACAUUCUGCAGUUAUCACUGGUACAGGACAACUCUUUGUAUGUGGCCACAACAAAAAUGGGCAGUUGGGAUUGAAUCACACAGAGGAUGUACUCUGUUUUACUUUGUGCACUGCCCUGUCUGGCUUUUGUGUGAAACAAGUUGCAUGUGGCUGGGAUUUUACAAUCAUAUUAGUAGGAUCUGGCCUCGUGCUGUCCUGUGGGUCAAACUCCUUUGGACAACUGGGACUUCCUCAAAUUUCAGGCCCAUGCUUGAUUCCACAAAAGAUUGAGUCUCUCAAAGAGAAGGUGGUGCAUAUUGCUGCAGGACUGAGACACGCCCUUGCUGCUACAGACAGUGGUUUGGUGCUGCAGUGGGGAACUGGGAUGGCAUCUCAGGCAAAGCGUGCAAGCCAAGGAAAAGCCCUCCCUCUGUUCUUGACAGCAAAGGAGCCCUGUGAAGUGGCAGGCCUGGAAGAUGUAAAUGUGAAGGAAGUUGCUGCAGGCUCCUAUCAUUCCGUGUCCCUCACAGGAAUGCCUUGUACUGUGGUGCAGUUUUCUCUGCCUCUGUUCCAUGAGUCACCUGCUGAUGGGAUAUCAAAUACCUACAGCCAGGCAGAUGAAGGACACCUGUUUGUCUGGGGCAGCAACAAACAUGGGCAGCUGGUGAGCGGAGACAUUUUUCUUGCUGAGCCCAAGAAGAUAGACACCCAGUGUUUCUCACAUGAAAAGAUUGGAGCAGUCUGGAGCGGCUGGACCCACCUGGUGGCACAGACAGAAGCUGGCAAGGUGUUCACCUGGGGCAGAGUGCACUAUGGGCAGCUUGGAAGGCACGUGGUGGUUCCGGAUGGGCAGCAGAGCACAGCAGCUGAAGAGUGCUUCUUGGAGCUGUUGUGUAACACCCCUGUUUCAGUUCCUUGCCUAAAUGGAGCAUCUCAGAUCGCAUGUGGCUCAGAGCAUAAUCUGGCAAUAGUUGGAAGGACUCAUUUCCUGGACAGCUUGCAAACAGUAUGGUCUGCAAACACUCCUCUCUUCAAGGAUCUUAAGGCUUUUAGCUGCAUGGAGAAGCAGCAUUUCAGGAAGCACAUAAUGCCACCGUCUGCAGCUAAGGAUGCUGUUCCAGGGAACGGUGCAUCUCCUGGAAGGAGAAUGCUCAGCAGAACCUCAGUGGCCUUGCUGGCCCUUCCAGCCAGAGGGCAGCAGUCUCUGGAUGGACUCUGGGUCCAUAAGGGCAGUGGAGUUGGAUAUAGCUAUUAGCAAUUAAUUUUAUUCUCAAGUAUUCUCCUUAAAGUGAGAAAAUAAGAGAGAGUGUAGGGAAAUUCUCAUGAUCUUCCUUUUCUUUCUUAGCCCCCACCUUCAGGUUUUGUGUCUGCAAGUAGAAGGCAGAGCUGUUAAAGACCACAGAGUGAAGACUUUGUUAUCUCAUCUCCCCCCUUCAGUUUUGGCUCAAUACUGACCCCUCAUCCUGUAAUUGUGCAGCAGAUGGGGUGGGUGAAUCCCCAAGUCAGCUCUGUGGCAGAAAACACUGCUGUGAUAUUUUGACAAAUCUGUUCUUGCUUGUGGGCUCUGACACUCUCAAUAUUACUUCGUGUGUUUCUGUGAGAAUUCUCUGACUAUGUAAUACAAAAAAGAGGUCUUGUGAGGAAAGAAGGUGAAUGAGGUAACUUAACCCUCCUGUAAACACAUGGGUGUGAUGAGCAGGAGCCUGGCUAGGAAGCAAUUUUCCUGCUAUGUGGCUUUGUCCCAUUCAAUAGCAUCAAGCUGUAAUUAUUGGUCUCUUACAUAGUUUAUUUUUUCUCUACUUUUACAAUACUGAUAUGUAUCUGUAAUGUCAAACUCUAACUUACACCUGCUGUCCAAAAUGGGAAUGACAGCUCAUGCUUCUCUGUCAGUCACUCUGUGGAGACUAACUAUAGUGAGAGCUGUCUAUGAAAUAUAUAUUGCUGUAUAUCUGAUGUCUGUGGAUAGUUUAUUAUGCAUAAGAAUAAACUCUGUAGUGGAAAG